Messenger RNA from Botrytis byssoidea, 399 nucleotides. RefSeq lists its product as uncharacterized. Bases 1 to 399 code for a protein of 132 amino acids. Lineage: Eukaryota; Fungi; Ascomycota; Leotiomycetes; Helotiales; Sclerotiniaceae. The record is from RefSeq and is a predicted model, not a curated record. The transcript is spliced from 2 exons.
AUGCAGCUAAUCUCAAAUGGUCAUCACGGAUCAGGCCGAGUAAAAACAGUCCCUUUCUUCACCGCUCAUGCUGCAGCUAGACACGGUUACAUCGCCUCCGACCCAGCCCUAAAGCGAUUGUUUAAGGCUCCAAUGGCACGUACAACAUACUUAUACAUUACAUACAGGCCUUUUAUGUUAAGUCCUUCUAUCCAUCGCAUCGUGAAUUACGUCGCUCUUGAGGCUAUGCUCGUUCUCGAGCGGAUCAACGCCGUCGCGAGGUUUCAGAGAGCCCUCGGUCCCGAUCAUGAACACAUCGGAGAAUCGUCCGAAUUUGACAUGACUCCGGUUUCCCCCCCCCCACCUUGGGCAUCUCGAGAUGGGCUCACACGCUCAGAAAAUACUUUCACUUGUGCAUGA